AUACGCAGGUGAACGCUGGGUUGGCAGGCCGCUCAGUCACCCCAAGAUCCUAUAGGUGAUACAUGUGCGCCCGCGGUCUCUCACCUCCUCGCACCUGCCAGCCCUGCCCCGCCUCUCUUGUGACUAGCAAUUUUGUGAGGGAUAUACGUGAAGAGAGAGAAGAUUAUCAAUAUUCAUACAAGCAACGGGGACUGAUUAUACUUCAUGAUGAACGCAAAAUGCUGCACAUCGUGAUGCGUAACACACGUCGCCGCAUUCAGGAAGAGAGGAAGAAGGAAGAAGACUGGCACAGCGAGGAAGAGGAAGAAGACGAAGAGGAGGAGGAGGAGGAGAAAGGGAAGGAGCCACAAAAGCAAAGCAAGAAGAACAAAAACAAAAACACACAAGAGAAUAGUAGUGAAGGUUACAAAAAAUCGCAGUCGACCAUGAAAUAGUCCCAUUUUCUCUCGACUCCACUCACAAACACUCGCACACUUCUAGACUAGACUAUUACUGUACGCACGCUAGCCAUUCAUAACUCAGUGGAAAUACCUGAGCAAUAACACUACUACGCACACACCAGCAAUAUAUUUACCUCAGUCUGCCCUGCAAAAAGCCUACCAAGAGUAUUAUAGUACUAACAUCACCGUCAAUACCUCCGUUUUCUACCAGACACAAGUGAAUACCGAGGUCGAGUUUCUAUUGUCUCGUCUCCUUAGUGCGUUUGCUGCACUUACCUCAGUCCCCACGGUGUAUUGUUUAGCUUUGAGGUUUUCACUGCACCACCAGCUGGUUGAGACCUUAGUUAUUUACCAGUAACAGGGAUAGUCACUUAGGUAUAUCACUGCAAGAGCUUCACGUGGGUUGGAGUGUUGCUAUAGAGAUGCCCUUCUACCGUUCACGGAGUUGAGUUGUUUGUGACGUGUUACAGUGUGUGGGUUACUCCUUUCAAUAUUACUCUUACAUAACUGUUUGGUGGGUUGUAGUGUGGGUUGGCCGUUCUUAUUGUGACUUUUCUUGAUUUAUUGAUGAACUCACAAAAAUUUGCUUAGCUGGGUGUGAGAUUGUGAGGGUGAAGUGAAUAAGUGAAUGAUUGGUUGAUAGGUUGAUUGGUUGCUUUGUUAAUUGGUUAUUGUAAUGACGUGUGACAAGAAGACGAACAAGGCAUAAGUGAAGGAAUAAUUAACUGCACCAACUAAUUCAUCCACUGACUGGUUGAGGGAAUGAGCUCCAGAAGGAAGAAGGACAAGAUAGAAACGAACGAGUAAUAUCACGGGAAGAAAGAAACUUAAUGAAGAGGCAAGACGAAGAAACUAAACACACCAAAGAGAGAGAGAAGUGAGACUGUAGCAGAUAAAUCUUAAUUGAACCUGCUACUUCUGCUGAGACUGCUACUACUACUGCCGUUACUACUACUACUACUGCUACUACUGUUCCAGCCGCCAUCAUGUUUCUUAUGUACAAGCAAUAUGCUGACAAAAAUACAGAGAAGAUGGGCCGCGGGGAGGGGGCGGUGCCGACGAAGGGGGUAGGAGGUUACAGACCCACGAUCAACUGGCGGGAGAUCUCCGUGAGGCGGCGGAGCGUGGCGGCGCGGCAGGUCCUUGCAUGCAUCAUUGUCAGCGGUGUGGUGAUCGUUGCUGCUGGAAUACUGCUCACUGUCCUUGGCUUCCUCGUCAUUGCCAGCCAGUGUCCCUUCAUGUGGCGGGAAGGCGCUGGCUCCUGCUACUACCUGGCGCCCCACAACGCCAGCUGGGAGGAGGGGAGGUCUUACUGCACCUCCCAGAGCGCUGCCCUUCUCCACCUGCACUCCAGGACUGAGGCGGAGUUCAUCACGGAGGUGAUGUCGGGGCGGAGUUGGCUCGGGGCGCGUCGCAAGCAUGGGCGGGACAACGCGUGGGCGUGGGCAGACUCCGGCACGCCCCUCAACUACACACGCUGGGCAGGGAGUGAGCCAGCCAGCCUACAGCAGGACUUGUGUGCCGCCGUUGAGCCCAGUGGAGCGUGGGUGGCGGUGGCGUGCAGCGAUGGUGAAACUGCUUACGUGAUCUGUGACUAUGUGCCUGGCUACAACCCCUUCAUGCUGGUGGGGCCCGUAGUAGCGGUGUGCGGGGUGGUGGUGCUCGUGCUCAGCGUGGAGGUCUGCGUCAGGAGGCGGGAGUUCAUCACCAAGAACCCUGAGGCGAUUACUGAUGACCAGGACGACGAUAGACAGGUGGACCCGGGAAUCAUUAAUUACGGCUACGGGCACUUCGAGGAGGAGGAGUCGGAGCAAGGGAGAGGCGGCGGCGGCGGGCAGCAGGAGGCGGAGGCGCAGCAACAGACACAGCAGCAGACGCAGCAACAGACGCAGCCCAUGCCCCGCCUGUCCUUCAAAUCCUUCACCAGCAUGCAGAAGGAGGGAGGAGCAGCACCAUCCAAACCCAACCCACAGAACUCCAAGCCAAGGAUACAAACUGUCGUGGUGUCUCCGAGUAGCGAAAAGGAGCGGAAGGAGGACGAGGAGAAGGAGGAUAAAGAAGAGAAAGAGGAGGAGGAGGAGGAAACUGCAGGUCCCAAAGUGGAGGUAGUCCCGGCUUCUCCCUCCUCUCUAUCUCCCCCUUCCAUAGAGGAGAACUCCCCCUCCCAGGAGAACCUUGAGUUACUUCUGUCUCCCAAAACUUUAGAGUGAUUUGGUCAUGUUUAUCUUAGGGUGACCUGUCCUACCCUCCCAUCCUCUCUCCCUCCCUCCUUCCCUCCCUUCUUCAUUGACCUGCACGUGACCUUCUCUCUCUCUCUCUCUCUCUCUCUCUCUCUCUCUCUCUCUCUCUCUCUCUCUCUCUCUCUCUCUCUCUCUCUCUCUCUCUCUCUCUCUCUCUCUCAGUAUUGAACGGGUAACGAGCAAAUAAAAGAUGAAUUGGGAACCAAAAAAAUGAAAAUAAAAAGGAAAGAAAGUAAAAAGAGACGUGGUAAUUAAAUUGUAGCAGGACUUUUCUUCUUCUUUAUUCUCUUCCUGUCUUCUUUUUUCUUCCCUUUUUUCUUUUUUUUUCUUUUAUUUUUCAUUACGACUUGAUAUGUAAUUAAAGAGUCGUAUUAUAUUAGAAGAGGAAGAGGAAGAAAAGAAGAAGAAGAGCAAGAAGAAGAAGGGAUUAUGAAUUAUUAUUAUAUACUAUGAUUAUUAUCAUCAUUAUCAUCAUCAUUACUGUAUGUUCUUGUACUUGUCAUUGUUGUCAUUGCUGUUAUUACUAUAACUGUAUUAGUGCAAUUCCACGUGUAACACUCGAGGUUGACAGGCGGGGCUAAAUAGAAGGGGAGAUAGACUGUGAUAGAUAAUAUAAUGAAACGUUAUAGAGAGGCCUUAAAUAUACUCUCUCUCUCUCUCUCUCUCUCUCUCUCUCUCUCUCUCUCUCUCUCUCUCUCUCUCUCUCUCUCUCUCUCUCUCUCUCUGGUCUAGUUUACCGCCCUCAUUUAUUACCAAGGAAAGUAUUAAUUAAUUUCUUGAUACUAACUUACUUUCCUUCUCUUACAACCCUUCCCUCCUUCCUCUCUUCCUCCCUCGCCCCCUCCCUCACCUCUUGUAGUGAUACUGUGUGUGUGUGUGUGUGUGUGUGUGUGUGUGUGUGUGUUCUUCUACGGUUGUUUUUCUUGUUCUUUUUUUAACUAGCUAUACUUGUUAUCUAUAUAGCUGUCUAUCUAGUAUUAAUUAGGGUUAUAUAUCAAUAGAGAGAUUGAGAGUUAGUCAAGAUGUUAUUAUUAUUAUUAUUAUUAUUAUUAUUAUUAUUAUUAUUAUUAUUAUUAUUAUUAUCAUUAUCUUGGGUACACUUAUGUAUGCUAUGUUUGUGUGUGUGUGUGUGUGUGUCUGUGUGUGUACGGUUUACAAGUUGACAGGACAUGAUAACAGCACACACACACACACACACACACACAUACACACACACAGUUCCCAGGAAGUAUGGACGUUUAUUCAAUCAAAACAUUCCAUCAUUAAUUAAUCUAGCUCCGCCCUGAACCUCCUAUAGCCGUGGCCAGAACCCAGGCACCAUAACACACUUACUGUACUUACGUAGUGUGUUCCCGCAACCCGCAUUCAGAAGCGCUUUGCUGUCUCACCACCUUCACAGCGGGAGCGCUUUGGGUGCCUCGGUUUCUGGCCACGAGUAUACAAAGGUGGUUCUCCAGCAGAAGUAGAGGUAACGUAGCGCCGUUUUGUAGACACGGGUGAUGCAGAGAAAUCCUGCAGAAGUGGCGGAGGCGACUUACACUACACGAUCGUUCAUUAAGGGUUUUCAGGGUGUAGCUGGAAGUGGUGGUGUAACAAGGAUGGCAGGCAAUAACCAACAAAUCAUCCUCUCCUCUCCCCCUCUCCCCCCCAACCUUUAUUUCCAGGAAGAUGCAGGCAAUUUGCUCCUUCCCUUGUUAUGCCUUGUUCCAUUGCGAGACCCCGUCCCCCAGUACUACGUUGCUGUGAAGGGUAAGGGCCUGGGGAUGUCAAGGGAGGUUGUGGCAGGCCCGAGCACUCCCUGUACUGUGCCACCCCGCCCCUCGUCCCCUGUAAGUGAAGUUAUAACAGCAUCCCGGCGAAGAGGAAGAGAAAUGUGGGGGAAAUGGCAAUAAUCUUGGCUCACUUAUUUCCAAAGACUGACUGUACUCAUCUCUGGGAUAAAUAUAUGAUGCGCUUUCAAGUCCUUAUCUACAACUACACAAUAAAGAGAUCAGUAUUGAGAUUAAUGAACUGAAUGAAUCUAAACUUAAUCCAACCCUCAGAUGAAAACACUAAAGCUAUUCAAAUAUUAUCUGAGAAAUGUAACUUCGUUAUGUAUAAGAUCUAGUUAUAGCAAGGUCUUGAAAGCUCCUGCCCCCUUCCUUUACAGCUUCUCAUCUCAGCUCCCCUAACCCAAAACACAGAGAAGUCUCCCCAAGUCGCCCCACACGUCUCAGGUCAUCACCAUAUCAUUAUCGUACGUGACAUUCCAUGCUAGCCUAUGCCCAGAGUUCAAGCUUAACAUAGAAGUGCUCGUUUUCUCAAUAUUGUACUGAAUAAAGGUAUAAGAUAAUUAA
Molecule: messenger RNA, 5016 nt
Organism: Scylla paramamosain (green mud crab)
Lineage: Eukaryota; Metazoa; Arthropoda; Malacostraca; Decapoda; Portunidae
Product: C-type lectin domain family 2 member L-like
Exons: 9
Coding region: 1427-2650 (407 amino acids)
Molecular function (GO): signaling receptor activity
Source: RefSeq, a predicted model, not a curated record